AGAACAUUUUGGUGGAGAGUGAUAGAGAGGGCGACGUGCGUUCUUUGUACGGUGAGGCAGGGAAAGACGGAGCAACCGAGAGAGAGAAAGAGAGCGUGUGCUGCUCUGCUUCCAUUAAUGUUUAUUUCCGAUAUUAACGAGGUUACCGAGUGUCGAUUUAUCCGCCAAACGGAUCUUAUUAACUUCUCUCUCUAAAGCCAUUUCCUCUUCCUCAAAACUGAAAUGCGCAUUUGAUUCUCUCUCUCUCACUCAGCUUCAAUGGCGCAGCUAGUUGCUAAUGGAUCCAUUAAUGGCUCCUUCUUGAGCUCCCCUAACGACACCACUAGGAGAAGAAGAUCUUCUGGUAAGUUUUCCGGCGUACUUAACCGUAAAAAUGGCCGUUUUUCUCGUCAGAUUCCAGCCAUGGCCACUAGUUUGAGUACAAAGAGGACUUCGCAGUCCCAGCCUGAAGUUCUUCUAGUUACGCCGGAAGAUGUUCCAAGCCUUGGAAAGGAUGAUUUCCCGCAUCUUGUAGGUGCUCAGCUACAUGGUGACGUAUCAGUGGGCAUUUGGUCUAAGCCAAGUGUUACGCGCAAGACAAAAAUUGUCUGUACAAUAGGCCCUUCAACAAAUACACGUGAAAUGAUAUGGAAGUUAGCCGAGGCUGGUAUGAAUGUUGCACGUCUAAAUAUGUCUCAUGGUGACCAUGCAUCACACCAGAAAGUUAUUGAUCUUGUUAAGGAAUAUAAUGCCCAAGCAAAAGACAAUGUUAUAGCAAUUAUGCUUGACACCAAGGGACCUGAGGUUAGGAGUGGUGAUUUGCCACAGCCAAUUAUGUUAUCUAGUGGCCAAGAAUUCACAUUCACUAUAAAAAGAGGGGUUGGCAAAGAAGAUUGUGUUAGUGUAAAUUAUGAUGAUUUUGUUAAUGAUGUGGAAGUUGGAGAUAUGAUCUUGGUUGACGGUGGAAUGAUGUCUCUCAUUGUGAAGUCCAAAACUUCAGAUUCAGUACAAUGUGAAGUUGUUGAUGGAGGGGAACUGAAGUCUAGGCGUCAUCUGAAUGUUCGAGGGAAAAGUGCUACCCUGCCAUCCAUCACAGAAAAGGACUGGGAGGACAUUAAGUUUGGGGUGGAAAAUAAGGUUGAUUUUUACGCUGUGUCUUUUGUCAAAGAUGCAAAGGUGGUCCAUGAGUUGAAGGACUUUCUCAAAAGUUGUGCUGCAGAUAUACAUGUGAUAGUGAAAAUUGAAAGUGCAGAUUCUAUCCCCAAUUUGCAUUCUAUUAUAACUGCAUCUGAUGGGGCUAUGGUGGCUAGGGGUGAUCUUGGGGCUGAACUCCCGAUAGAGGAGGUUCCUUUGUUGCAGGAGGAGAUUAUUACGAUUUGUCGUGGUAUGGGAAAAGCAGUCAUAGUGGCAACAAACAUGUUGGAAAGCAUGAUUGUUCAUCCUACUCCAACCCGAGCGGAGGUAUCAGAUAUUGCAAUUGCAGUUCGUGAGGGUGCUGAUGCAAUCAUGCUAUCAGGCGAGACUGCCCAUGGAAAAUUUCCUCUGAAAGCUGUGAAAGUUAUGCACACAGUUGCUUUAAGGACUGAAGCAACCAUUACUGUCGGAGAAGCACCUGUUAAUCUUGGUCAGGCUUUCAAGAAUCAUAUGAGUGAGAUGUUUGCUUUCCAUGCAACUAUGAUGUCAAACACUCUUGGCACGCCGAUAGUAGUCUUCACCAGGACCGGUUUCAUGGCUAUCCUGCUUAGCCACUACCGUCCAUCUGGCACUAUCUUUGCAUUCACAAAUGAGGAGAGAGUAAAACAGAGGCUGGCACUAUACCAGGGUGUAUGUCCUAUAUACAUGGAAUUCCUUACUGAUGCUGAACAGACUUUUACAAAUGCCAUAUCUUUCUUACAGAAGCAGGGAAUGGUGAAGGAAGGUGAAGAGAUUGCUCUUGUUCAGAGUGGAAGGCAGCCAAUCUGGAGGAUCCAGUCCACUCACAAUAUUCAGAUAAGGAAAGCAGCGGCUUAGGACACAAAAUUUCCUUUUUGUCGUUGUCUGUUUUUUUUUUUCUGCAUUUGUUUUUUCUUUUUCUUGGAAUGGUGAGGAGUGGGGGUGCGGAUUAGGGGGAUUGGAGACUUAUUUAUUUUUUGUAUUGUUAAAGUUUGAAGUUGUCUAUUUAUUGUCUAAUACAAUACUUCAUUUGCCUA
Messenger RNA from Amborella trichopoda, 2168 nucleotides. It is a transcript of the gene PKP-BETA1, whose product is annotated as plastidic pyruvate kinase beta subunit 1. Gene Ontology annotation, biological process: glycolytic process. NCBI's taxonomy places the organism in Eukaryota, Viridiplantae, Streptophyta, Magnoliopsida, Amborellales, Amborellaceae. The record is from RefSeq and is a predicted model, not a curated record. Gene Ontology annotation, molecular function: magnesium ion binding; pyruvate kinase activity; potassium ion binding.